CUAUCCGGUUGCCCCUAACAACCAAUGUAAACAUUUCGUAUUCAAUCGGCUGUUGUAUGGUUGAAACCGUGGUCGCAGCUACGUGUUUUUUUUUUUUUUCUUGUUUAUUAUGGUUUUAAAACUCUUUUUUAUUUAGCCGAUUAAUUGGUCCGGAAUUACAUUUCUUGGUAACUUUUCAGCGCCGAUAAAACCGUCAGGUGAUUGACGCGUUCAUCACUCACUCGCGUAACUCGCUUUAAAAACAUUACACGUUCGUGUUGUUUAUGUCAUCGGUAUUGAAAUUCUUUUUGAUGAGCGCGCUGUUUUAACCACACUUAGAUUAUUAUCGUUUUUGGGGUGAAUGCGACGUUGAUACAAGGAACGAAGAGGACGUCGUGGCGUGGGAACAAAACGCCUCAUGUCAGAUUAUUCUUUAUUGUGUUAAUUUAGUGUUUUAUUUUACAUUUUCUUCUCUUAAGAAAAAAAAACACUCCCUCGACGUUGCAAUGUGCAGCGAAUACUACGACAAGCUUGAAAUAAACAGAAAUGCAACUGACGCAGACAUCAAAAAAGCGUAUCGACGACUUUCACUCAAGUUUCAUCCGAGCAGCAACAAAGAACCAGAAACUGCCGAGAAAUUUUACCAAUUGGGUGAAGCCUACGAUGUUUUGAGUGACCCUCGAAAAAAGGCAACCUAUGACAAGUUUGGAGUGGAAGGCCUGAAAGGUGGCAUCCCAUACGAGUUUGGCAGCGGCGGGGCUUGGUCAACCAAAUACGUCUACCAUGGCAAUCCAGACAAAACCUUUCGGCAAUUCUUUGGCAGCGACAACCCAUUCGCAGACUUCUACACACAUGAAAUCCCUCUGCUGCUGGGUGGCCUGCUACCAGAGGAGGUUAAGACGCAAGACCCCCCCAUCGAGAGGGAUCUUCAUUUAUCCCUGGAUGACCUCUUCCACGGUUGCACGAAAAAAAUCAAGAUAUCUCGAAGGGUUAUGAAUGACGAUGGUUUCACAUCAGGUAUUAGGGAUAAGAUUUUGUCAAUUGAAGUCAAACCUGGAUGGAGAGAAGGCACAAAGGUCAUUUUCUCCAAAGAGGGCGAUCAGGGCCCGAACAAGAUCCCUGCAGAUAUCGUGUUUAUAGUGCGACAGAAGGCUCACCCUCAAUUCAAACGACAAAACAAUGACUUGAUCUACAAGGCUCAAAUCUCACUGGCAAUGGCCUUGACGGGUUGCUCUGUCCAGGUGGAAACGCUAGAUGGCAGACUACUCAACAUUCCCAUCAAUGAUAUUGUGCACUUCACAUACCAAAAAGUGGUGACUGGUGAGGGAAUGCCGCUCUCCCAGAAUCCUUCCCAGAGAGGAAAUCUCAUCCUCAUAUUUGGCAUCCAGUUUCCCGAGAGGCUCUCCCCGGACAGGAAGGAUCUCAUCAAGCAAGCUCUGCUUUUUAAAGAUUGACUUUUUUUUUUUUUUUUUAAUGGCCAGCAAAGAAGAUAAAUGCAAGGAAGGGCUUUAAACUUUGACUUAAGGAGAAUGCAGACUGCUGAGUCAUGCUGAAAACACAAGAACACUGCACACUGCACAAAAAAUGAGAUCCAUGUGGUCAGGCCAUCGAAUUAGAUUCAAGUCUUUCUGUUCUUUAGUACCUCGUCAACAUAUCCAUACACGAUUAUGGAACAAAUCGUAAACUUCAAUUUUUUUCAAAA
Syngnathus typhle (broad-nosed pipefish) is the source of this 1681-nucleotide messenger RNA. It is a transcript of the gene dnajb13, whose product is annotated as DnaJ heat shock protein family (Hsp40) member B13. The transcript has 8 exons. The record is from RefSeq and is a predicted model, not a curated record. Gene Ontology annotation, molecular function: protein-folding chaperone binding. NCBI's taxonomy places the organism in Eukaryota, Metazoa, Chordata, Actinopteri, Syngnathiformes, Syngnathidae. The coding region runs from base 486 to 1433 and encodes 315 amino acids. Gene Ontology annotation, cellular component: cytosol.